Messenger RNA from Polistes canadensis, 501 nucleotides. RefSeq names its product dopamine D2-like receptor. Gene Ontology annotation, cellular component: membrane. The transcript has 3 exons. The annotation marks the transcript as partial. Lineage: Eukaryota; Metazoa; Arthropoda; Insecta; Hymenoptera; Vespidae. Gene Ontology annotation, biological process: adenylate cyclase-activating adrenergic receptor signaling pathway. Gene Ontology annotation, molecular function: dopamine neurotransmitter receptor activity, coupled via Gi/Go; G protein-coupled receptor activity. The record is from RefSeq and is a predicted model, not a curated record.
UCUAUAUUACAGGUAAAUUCAGGCUCGUGGAGUUUGCCAGGAUUCGUUUGCGACUUCUAUAUAGCAAUGGACGUAACCUGCAGUACGAGUUCUAUCUUCAAUUUGGUAGCAAUCUCCAUAGACAGAUAUAUAGCAGUGACGCAGCCGAUAAAGUAUGCCAAACACAGAAACAAUAGAAGAGUGUGGAUGACGAUACUGUUGGUCUGGGCGAUAUCAGCCGCGAUCGGCAGCCCGAUUGUUCUUGGCUUGAAUAACACUCCCAAUCGGUUACCGGACCAAUGUCUCUUCUAUAAUACAGACUUCAUCAUAUACUCAAGCCUAUCCAGCUUCUACAUACCCUGUAUCAUCAUGGUGUUCCUCUAUUAUAACAUAUUUAAGGGUCUACGAAAUAGAGCGAGAAAAGCUCGAGCUAAUCGAAAACCAAAUCUAGUAGAUAUAAAGCCGGGCAGUAUCAUAGAGAAUAUCGCGAACACCCGGAGGUGAGUAAACGUUUGUAUUCCG